Messenger RNA from Prunus avium (sweet cherry), 1600 nucleotides. RefSeq names its product heat shock 70 kDa protein 4-like. The record is from RefSeq and is a predicted model, not a curated record. NCBI's taxonomy places the organism in Eukaryota, Viridiplantae, Streptophyta, Magnoliopsida, Rosales, Rosaceae. Gene Ontology annotation, molecular function: ATP binding; ATP-dependent protein folding chaperone.
GAACUGGGGCAAAGGGUAGGUGAUGAAGCAUUUAGCGAAGCCGGGAAGUUCCCCGCCAACUCAAUCUUCGAUUCGAAGCGGUUAAUUGGUAGGAGAUUUAGUGACGCAUCUGUUCAAAAUGAUAUCAAGUGCUGGCCAUUCAAGGUCAUUGAAGGUCCGGCUGACAAGCCCAUGAUUGUGGUUAACCACAAGGGUGAAGAGAAACAAUUUGCUGCUGAAGACAUCUCAUCCAUGGUUUUGGCAAAGAUGCGGGAGAUUGCCAACUCCUACCUUUGCUCAAGGAUUCCAGUAAAAGAUGCAGUUAUCACUGUCCCCUCUUACUUCAACGACUCUCAGCGCCAGGCAACAAUACAAGCUGGUAAAUUAGCCGGCUUAAAUGUGCUGCGUAUUAUCAACGAACCAACUGCUGCAGCCAUCGCUUAUGGCAUCGACAAGAAGGCCAGUUGGUUUCGUAAGAGAAAUGUGAUGAUAUUUGAUUGGGGCGGCGGUACUUUGGAUGUGUCACUACUUACCAUAGGCCAUAAUGUCUUUGACGUGAAGGCCACUGCCGGAGACACUCACCUUGGCGGUGAAGACUUGGAUAACAGAAUGGUGAAUUACUGCAUCCAAGAAUUCGAGAGAAAACAUAAGGUGGGCAUUGGUGGAAACGUCAAAGCUCUUCGGAAGGCCAAAAUUGAGUGUGAGAAAGCAAAGAAGGUACUUUCAUUUUCGUUUGAGGCUGUUAUUGAAAUUGACUCUUGGUUUAAGGGUGAAGAUUUUCAUACAACUUUCACCCGCGACAUGUUUGAAAAACUGAACAUGGAUAUCUUCAAUAAGUGCAUGGAGCCUGUGAAAAAGUGUUUGGAGGAUGCCAAAAUCGACAUCAGCGACGUCGAUGAUGUUGUUCUUGUUGGUGGGUCUUCUAGAAUCCCCAAGGUGCAAGAGCUACUGCAGGAGGUUUUCAACGGUAAGGAAUUGUGCAAGAGCAUUAAUCCCGAUGAGGCUGUCGCUUAUGGAGCCGCUGUUCAAGCUGCAGUCUUGAGUGGGAACGUGACGGGGAAGCUUCAACACUUCACACUCUCAGAUGUGAUCCCUAUGUCACUUGGGACGGAAGUUCGUAAAGAAAACCUCAUGAAUGUUAUGAUCCCCAGAAAUACCAAAAUUCCCACCAAGAAGCACAGAACUUUCGUUACCCGCUAUGACAACCAAACGUCCGUCCGUUGUGGAGUUUUCGAGGGAGAGAAUAAGUUCACCAGAGAUAAUAAUUAUUUGGGUGGAUUUACCAUAGAUGGCAUUCCCCGAGCUCCAAAGGGAGUUGGUGAAGUAGAUGUUUGCUUUUCUAUCGAUGCAAAUGGAAUUCUGAAAGUUUCCGCUGAGGUCAUGUCCACCGGCAAAAAGAAAGCAAUUACAAUCAACAGGUCAUAGAUGAACUCUGGGAAUUAACAGGAUAAGUGAUCGGAAGCCUUCAUUUUGCUGGGAACUACUCCUUUUGGUGCAGGCUGUUCCGAUGUAGGUGCGUUGUUCCAUCAUGGGAUUCUUGUUUUUUUUCUUCUUCUUUUGCUAGAAAAGAGUUGCGUGGAUUUAAUUGUUGUUUUCAAUAAGAUCAUGCUUGUUUGAUUAU